Molecule: messenger RNA, 1010 nt
Organism: Vigna unguiculata (cowpea)
Lineage: Eukaryota; Viridiplantae; Streptophyta; Magnoliopsida; Fabales; Fabaceae
Product: AT-hook motif nuclear-localized protein 20-like
Cellular component (GO): nucleus
Molecular function (GO): DNA-binding transcription factor activity; minor groove of adenine-thymine-rich DNA binding
Source: RefSeq, a predicted model, not a curated record
CCUGAAUUAAUCUUUGCAGUAACAGUAACUCUGGCAAAUCCUUGGUGGACAGGUCAGGGAGGGUUAUCUGGGGUUGACCCAGGAACCCAUUCACCUGGCCUAAGCAAACGCCACACCGACCUUGCAAUCAAUGAAACCAGUGGUGUCCAUAAUAUAGAAGAAGAUGAAGACAAUAGAGAUGAACCGAGAGAGGGUGCAGUUGAGGUUGGAACCCGCAGACCGAGAGGAAGACCUCCCGGAUCCAAAAACAAGCCAAAACCACCCAUUUUUGUAACAAGGGACAGUCCAAACGCCCUGAGGAGCCAUGUGAUGGAGAUAACCGGAGGAGCUGAUGUUGCCGAAAGUGUAGCCCAAUUUGCAAGAAGGCGUCAGCGUGGGGUUUGUGUGCUCAGUGGGAGUGGCUCAGUGGCCAAUGUUACUCUUAGACAACCUGCGGCUCCUGGAGCUGUGGUGGCACUUCAUGGGAGGUUUGAGAUUUUGUCCCUCACCGGGACUUUCUUACCUGGUCCUGCUCCUCCGGGAUCUACAGGACUCACGGUGUAUCUUGCUGGAGGACAGGGCCAAGUACUAGGAGGGAGUGUGGUUGGGCCUCUAGUUGCGACAGGACCAGUGAUGGUGAUUGCUGCAACUUUUUCUAAUGCAACAUAUGAGAGACUUCCACUCGAUGAAGAUGAUGAAGGGCCUAGUUCCGCCGCUGCGGUACAAGGAGGAGGAUCGCCACCACCGCCACUUGGAAUUGGAAGCGGUGGGGGUGCGCAGUUGCAGGGUGGGAUCCCAGAUCCAUCAUCUUUGCCUUUGUAUAAUCUUCCACCAAAUGGAGGAGUGGGUCAAGUGGGGCACGAAGCCCUUGCUUGGGCUCAUGGACGAGCACCUUUCUGAAUUGCAAAAAGUGGUAGAAGAGUUGCAUCUAAUAAUCAAAUUUAACCUGCUUAUUGUAUUCAUCUUGUGCUGUAUUUUGAAGGCUAGGAAUCGGAAGAAUUGCAAGGUUAGAGUACUAAUUAUAUAUAUAU